AAACAACAACUGAAGCUGAAAGAGAUCUAGCGAGACAACUUUUUUGUUUCUACUGGAAUUUAUUGAUGGUUUUAGAGCGGGCAAAGAGGGAGACAUUUGUGAAAGCUUCAAAGAUGACACGAGAACAGUACAUACUGGCAACACAGCAAAACAAUCUGCCAAGACCAGAAAACCCUCAACUUUAUCCAGUAGGAAUUUAUGGUUGGCGAAAGAGGUGCCUAUAUUUCUUUGUCCUCUUGCUGUUGGUUACCAUGAUCGUUAACUUAGCAAUGACGAUAUGGAUACUGAAAGUUAUGAAUUUCACAGUGGAUGGAAUGGGGAAUCUGAGAGUCACCCAAAAAGGAAUUCGGCUCGAAGGUAUAUCUGAAUUUCUACUUCCAUUGUAUGUGAAAGAAAUCCAUUCCCGAAAGGAUAGCCCACUGGUCUUACAGUCUGACAGGAAUGUUACAGUGAAUGCAAGAAAUCACAUGGGACAGUUGACAGGACAGCUGACUGUAGGAGCUGAUGCUGUAGAAGCCCAGUGUAAAAGGUUUGAAGUGAGCUCAAGCGAAGAUGGGAGGGUGCUCUUCUCCGCUGAUGAAGAAGAGAUUGUCAUUGGAGCGGACAGACUGAAAGUAACAGGCACAGAAGGGGCAGUGUUUGAGCACUCUGUGGAGACACCCCAUAUCAGAGCAGAACCUUCCCAAGACCUCAAGCUUGAAUCGCCAACUAGGUCUUUAAUAAUGGAAGCUCCCAGAGGAAUACAAGUGAGUGCAGCUGCGGGGGACUUAAAAGCCAGCUGUAGGAAAGAACUACACUUGCAAUCUACAGAAGGGGAGAAGAUAACCUUUGCUCAAGCAAAGCGAAGUCGCAUCUCUUCACUGCUGAAAAGAAAUGCUUCACCAGUGUGAGCCAGAACUGUUGUCAUUGGUAUCUGUGGAAUAUGCUCCUGUCCCUGCUACACGACUCAGUAGCUAACUGUUCGGACUCAGUCUGAAGAGGAGGUGAUCUGAGCAAGAGAGGAGCAGCGAGGCUGUCCUAGCCAAAUUUGCUACAAUAUAUGUGUUCAGGAGCGAGGAAACUGUGAAAGGCCACAGUUCUGGUUUCUCCCCCUUUAAACUUGCUAAUUCCCCAUACAUGAGUUGAAGGAAUCCCACUAAUGCUAGACAGAGUCUGUUAACAUUUGCCCCUGCUCUGUAAAAAGUUUUAUUUUUAAAAUUAUAUCCCACGUUCCUCACUCUAGGUAACUAUUAUUUUAAAAUAAUCAUUAAAACACAGGCCAGCAUCCUAACGAAAGCUCACCUGUGCGUGCAUACAUGCAUGAAUGAAUGAAUGAAGUAUAGGUGUAGCAGUAGCAUCCUCACUUUGGAAGCGUGGGUGCUCAUGUGUGGGUUGGUGAUUUUUAUCGAUCUCCCCUUCCCCAAGUUUCCCUUUUGAGAGGAUUUAGAUUUUAAACCACCCUCCUGUGUUUCAAAGGGGGGGAAUAUGUCUUUAUUCAUCAUAGAGUAUCCCAUUUUGUUCUAGCUUAAUUGUUCUCCUUAGUUUCUAGUAUAUAGUAUUUAGAUGCUGAAACAUGUUGAGGUUGCUGUUCCUUUGGUGUAUUCUGAGUGUAGAAAUGAAUUUUCCAGAUGCAAUCAGAGAUGAAGAAGUCCUUCACUCCCUUCAUCCCUUCUAAUUGAAAAAGACUUCUUGAUCCAGUGAUGGGUUUCUUUUUCAUGAAUUUGGGUCCUAGAACUGAAGUGCCUAUCUAAAUUACUUUAGUUCUAGCUAAUGCAAUUAAUUUGAAGUUUUACUCUUUUGUGGCUUCUUUUGUUUCUGACUGAAUGGUAUAAUGAAUUCUAGGAUGUGAUGGCAAUAUGAUUUGAGUUGAUGAGAUGAUAGUCCUAUCAUUAGGAAAGAAAAAAACUGAAAUGAGAUUGUCUCUCAGGCAAUCUGCCUAAAACAUGCAUCCACAAUUUGUUACUGAAGGCUCAUAAUACCAUCCUUACUUACUUACUCCAUUACACACCUCUGGUAAGUCAAUUGCUCAUUCCUCAGCUAUACAGGGCACAUGUGAUUUUACCAGUUCCUCUUUUCCAUGAUUGGUUUGGAGGCCUUAAUUUCCCAUGAUAAGAAUCAAUUUUGUCAAGUGACAGAAAAAGUAAUUAAAUAUUUUCAGUCCAUGGCUGCUCGAAUAAACAUCACUUUCUGGAAAUAUCUAGCAAGCUGAAGGACAGUGACAACAUCUGUUUUUUUAUGUUAAUAAUGAGAAAUUAGGGUCACUUUAUUUGUCCUAAUAGACAAAGAAUGGUAUUGAUGUACAGAUGAUCGAGUUGUGCCUAAUGAUCUAAAUUUACAGCUUUGCUACUACUGCUGCUGUUCAGUUUGAUAUAGAUGAAAGAAUAAAUAGUGUCAGCCUCCAGGACAGACUGUCUAUAUUAAGCUACUGCAAAACAAAACAAAAAGAACAAUAUCCAGUGUUCAUAUGAAAUAUUGAUGCCUUUAAAAUCUCUUAAUGUUGAAAAGAGAAACUACUAUCAUUACCUAGUUUCAUUCUAACUGAGUGGGAUUAGUGUAUGAUUAUACAGCGAUAAAUGACAGGAAAUCAAAGCAUAAUCCCUUUAAAAUGAGUUAUGAUCAUUCAGCUUGGCCACAUUCAUGCAUAACUGUAGAGCUGAUUAUUAUAAUCCAACAGCUUCCAUGCAAUCAGGAGGCAUGUUGACCUUUUCUCCCCGUCCAAAUUUCUUCUAUCGUACCACUACUAAAGGCUCAUUCACACAUGCAAAUCAACACUCUUUAAGUGGGUGAUUAUCCAUCCUGCCAUCGAGCUAUUGAUGUACCAACCAUGUUGAUGUAUUCGCCAUGCUUCGGGGAUAGGCUAAAAAGAUGAUACAAGAGAAGAUGGUGCAACAGAAGUGUUUGUGUACUGUUCAGGCUCCUACAAUCAAAGCUGGAACAAGUGUGUGGAUUCACAUGUCAUAUGAUGGUUGAAAGUGUCCUUGAAAGUGGGUGCUAUACUGGAUGUGAACGUUUUCUCAAAUGAAGCACUUCUGUCUCCUUUAGCCAAUUCACUUUUGCAAUGUUUUUAAAGCAGCCCUAAAUUUCUCUGUUCCUAAAUGUUGAUAGGCUCAGAAUGUGUGCUCUAGGAGGAAAAAUCACAGAAGUCAUUCUGAUAACUUCUGGACUAUAGCAGACUGGGGAGUUCUGUGCUGUGUUCUUCUAUGCUGUAGAAGCCAAUAAAAAUGAAAAUGCUUUGAGAUCAUUAAAGUAGAAUGAACAUCUGA
Hemicordylus capensis (graceful crag lizard) is the source of this 3242-nucleotide messenger RNA. RefSeq names its product sarcoglycan zeta (gene SGCZ). The transcript is spliced from 8 exons. The record is from RefSeq and is a predicted model, not a curated record. NCBI's taxonomy places the organism in Eukaryota, Metazoa, Chordata, Lepidosauria, Squamata, Cordylidae. Gene Ontology annotation, cellular component: sarcoglycan complex; sarcolemma. Gene Ontology annotation, biological process: cardiac muscle tissue development; heart contraction. The coding region runs from base 66 to 890 and encodes 274 amino acids.